UAAUGUCCGCGGCUACGGUAGUUUCAGGAUCUGUUGCUGGUGGUGGGAACCGGUCAAUACCAGCACGAGUAGUAGUCAGUGAGCAAGAGCGUCAUAAUGCAGAGGAUCUCGCCUUCGACCUAAGGCAGAUGGUCCGAAACGGUCAUAUUAACGAACCACAGUGCAAGGACCUCAAAGAGCAGUGUGAGCUUGAGUUUAGUCGUUGGGAGUCGUUGGCGCAGCAGGCAGCUAACAGGGAGGACUUUGAAGAGUUCGAGCGGCUCACAGAGAUUGCCCACAAACUGGGGGAUGCCCUAAGGGUCUAUGAUGAUGCCAGCAGAGGCGACGCUGGUGACGAUAGCACUCGACUAGACAGAGGCCUCAGUCUUGGUGGCCAGUCUGCAGUAGCCCCUCUAGCUGCCUCUCCAGGUACAUUCCGAGAUACGAAUCGAAACGACGCCCCGCUGACCUCACCGGUGGCCGAUGCUGACCAACCGCCUCCUCCGUCGGGCAAUGCUGAGAAGAAGUCUCGAAAGAAGAAGAAGAAGCAUCAGCGAAAGCAGAGCGUCGAAUCAUUCGAGGACUUUGGUGGUUCAGCCCGUGGGGGCCCUCAGCAGCCCGAACCGACCUUCCCAACAUUUGAAGGGGCUGAUGCUUGGGGGACUGUGUUCCCCGACCCAGCUCCGGUAGUGGCACCUUCUCCUGUCAACGACCCGAAUGCUGCUGUGCUACCGGGCAGCGGAGUGGGGGUAGGGCCUUUGCCUGAGCCUGAGCCGGCCAAGGAUGAGGCUGCGGAGAAGGUAAAGGCUUUGGAGGAGGAGAACAAUGAUCUGCAUGAACAAGUGGAGACUCUAAGCAGGCAGCUCACUGUGGCCCAAAGUGGGAUGGCGAUGCUACAGGAACAGUUAACUGCAGCUCAGAAGACCAUCACACAGCAGGAGCAUGAGCAUGCUCAAUUAGUCGACAGACUAGGCAAGAGUGUUCAAAUAAUCACCAAGCUGAGGCCUAUGCAGGGCAAGGCUGAGGUGCUGGAAGAGAGGCUGAAGGCGGCUAAUGAGGAGAGUAGUAGCCAGCAAGCACAGUUGACUCAGAAGGAUAAGGUUAUUAAGACCUUGGAGGCCCAGUUAGAGUCUAAGAGUAAACUGUUGACGGAGACGAGGCAGAAGCUAUUUAGUGAGAGAGACAGGGUGUUGGCUAUGAACCAGGAGAUUGCUAGUCUAAGGGUGGCGAAUGAUGAGGUGCAGCAAGAGGCUGAUCAGCUAGCAGCUAGGGCUGGUGUUCGAGAGAAGCAACUACAGCGUAUGCGGUAUAUAGUGGAUGCCUCAGGCCUGGUGGAGGAGGACUCUAGUGGAGCUCCACCAACGACUGGUAUACUAUCUCAAAUAGGGAAUACUGCGCCUGAUCUGCGGACUAGUAGUGGGAUGAUGACGAUGCGGGGUAUGCCGUACAGUCAGGCCUCGUUGAGUCAGAGGCAACAUAUGUUGGCUGGCACUAUGAAUAGCAUACCUGAUACCACUCCAAAUGGAACUUUGGACUAUGCCACUCCUAGCAGAGACUCCCUUACGCGGAUACAGUCUCAGGCUACAGUGGCUGAUAUGAAGGACCCAUUGUUCUUCCGACAGACCAACGAUAUUGAUUGGGGAAGAACGGAAGUCCACGCCUUAGCUCAGCCUAUCAGCGAUCAGUACCGACUUAUGCUCCAAUGUGGAAGUGGGGAGUAUUCAGGAUGCGUUUUUGAAGAUAAUGCUGUUAGUUUGAGAAUGCACUGCUCUGUGCAAGGCCUUGGUAUUGAUCUCAAGUUCGAGCUAUUUAAUAAGGGGGCCUCGCCAUUGGUACAAGCGAAUCUGAUAGCUGAGCCUAGGAAGGUUUCGGCCCUUGACUUCGCCAUAGAACCUGUCCCUAGUCGGAGCCCAGUGGUGAUGGGUGGAUCGAAACGUGAGUUCACCGGCCGACUAUUGGUUAGGUCGCCAUAUGAGUUCCCUCCUGUUAUGUGCAUCAACUACGUACUGUCUGAUGGUAGUCCUAUCAACAACUACAUCCGCAUCCCUCUGCCCAUUGUGAAGGUGGCUAGACCAGCAAGUCCCAGUUCAACAGUAUUUUUCGAGCAUUGGCGUAGCGAGAAGUUCAGUCUUUGCGAAGUUACCUCGAGAAUUAGUCUCAGGAAUGAGUUCACUCAAGCGGGUGGACUGGCGACACUGGCCAACGCGCUCGAAUUCGGUGGCAAUAUGGCGCGCUUGGCCGGCCUUGACUCAACAGCAAGGUCUGUUGUAGUUGUGGGAGUGAUACCAUUUGAGACGCCUGUAGAGGUAAUGAUCCGAGUGGAACUAAGUGCACGGCAUCCUGGGGAGGCUAGGGUGGAGGUUAGGACACCUAAUAUGAUACUAAGUAGAGCAGUCCGCAAUGCUAUUGGUGAGGUCCUAUCUACUUGGACAGCGUGAAGGGUUGAUAGUAGUAGUAUUGGAAUUGGGUCUUUAAAAGGAGUGAGAGACAAGGUGUUAAAUUGUUGUUGUAUUAUCAUAUUUAUCAUAAGCAUCCUACGGCGAUAAUGGGAAUGUAAGCAUAUGCGAAGUUGACUACUUCUACUACUACCAUCAUCCCCACUGAUAGG
Messenger RNA from Perkinsus marinus ATCC 50983, 2587 nucleotides. RefSeq lists its product as hypothetical. Lineage: Eukaryota; Perkinsozoa; Perkinsida; Perkinsidae. The record is from RefSeq and is a predicted model, not a curated record. The transcript is spliced from 20 exons. Bases 3 to 2417 code for a protein of 804 amino acids.